GAGCUGCAAGUUUGGCUGUGGCGGCAAAUGGGCUUGGGCGGCUCCUUGGCGGGUGGCGGUGGUGACCGUAGUGGUUCCUCCUGGCCCUGUUAAUGUCGAGGCCAGGCCUGGGGGGGAUGGCGCCCUAGAGCCGGACCUUGGGUGGGGUAGGGGCGGGAGGGUACAGGGUGGGGACCGGCCAUGUCGGAGGUGACCCGGAGUCUGCUGCAGCGCUGGGGCGCCAGUUUUAGGAGAGGCGCCGACUUCGACUCUUGGGGCCAGCUGGUGGAGGCGAUAGACGAAUAUCAGAUAUUAGCAAGACAUCUACAAAAAGAGGCCCAAGCUCAGCACAAUAAUUCUGAAUUCACAGAAGAACAAAAGAAAACCAUAGGCAAAAUUGCAACAUGCUUGGAAUUACGAAGUGCAGCUUUACAGUCCACACAGUCCCAAGAAGAAUUUAAACUGGAGGAUCUGAAGAAGCUAGAACCAAUCCUAAAGAAUAUUCUUACAUAUAAUAAAGAAUUUCCAUUUGAUGUUCAGCCUGUCCCAUUAAGAAGAAUUUUAGCACCUGGUGAAGAAGAGAAUUUAGAAUUUGAAGAAGAUGAAGAAGAGGGUGGUGCUGGAGCAGGGUCUCCUGAUUCCUUUCCUGCUAGAGUUCCUGGUACUUUAUUACCACGGUUGCCAUCAGAACCAGGAAUGACAUUACUCACAAUCAGAAUUGAGAAAAUUGGUCUGAAAGAUGCUGGGCAGUGCAUCGAUCCCUAUAUCACAAUUAGUGUAAAGGAUCUGAAUGGCAUAGAUUUAACUCCAGUGCAAGAUACUCCUGUGGCUUCAAGAAAAGAAGAUACAUAUGUUCAUUUUAAUGUGGACAUUGAGUUGCAGAAGCAUGUUGAAAAAUUAACCAAAGGUGCAGCUAUCUUCUUUGAAUUUAAACACUACAAGCCUAAAAAAAGGUUUACCAGCACCAAGUGUUUUGCUUUCAUGGAGAUGGAUGAAAUUAAACCUGGGCCAAUUGUAAUAGAACUAUACAAGAAACCCACUGACUUUAAAAGAAAGAAAUUACAGUUAUUGACCAAGAAACCACUUUAUCUUCAUCUACAUCAAACUUUGCACAAGGAAUGAUCCUGCCAUGAAUACCCUGGAACUUCUGUGAAUUUUACUAUUCAGUAGAAACCAUCAUAGCUCUGUGUAGCAUAUGCGCCCUUCAGCAGGCCAGAAGUGAGCCACACCCAUGCCAGUAGGCCAGAGCGAGUCCCUUCAUUGCACAGCUGUACCAUAGAAUUUACAAUCCAGCACAUCAUUGACGUAUGAGACUCCUUUGGACACAUGCUUAUUGUAGAUUUUGAAACAUGUUUUUACUUUUCAAUUAAUUGUACAAUUAAUAGUCUAUUUUCUAAUUUACCAUUAUUUCUACCCUACUUCCUGGAACAACUCUUGUGGGUAGGACAUGCUCAUCUUCAGACUUAAUACAGCAAUAAGAGUGUG
Messenger RNA from Orycteropus afer afer, 1464 nucleotides. It is a transcript of the gene AIDA, whose product is annotated as axin interactor, dorsalization associated. Gene Ontology annotation, cellular component: membrane. Gene Ontology annotation, molecular function: phosphatidylinositol binding. The record is from RefSeq and is a predicted model, not a curated record. Gene Ontology annotation, biological process: determination of ventral identity. Lineage: Eukaryota; Metazoa; Chordata; Mammalia; Tubulidentata; Orycteropodidae.